CUGCGACUCAAGCAGCAACGCAAUAACGUGUCGGGCUUUGUGAUCUUCGAGCUGAUAAAGUGAAAUUCGCAAUUUGAAAUCAACAUUAAAUAAACAAAGUAAAAUGUGGAAGAGCUUAAGCGUGCUAAUGGUGAUCGGUCUCUUGGAACUGUCGCAGGCUCAGCGGCCAUCGUUUGCUGGUCUGCGUCCGCCGGGCGGACUUAGCCAGAAGGACAAAUAUCAUGCCGCCCAAAAUACGGCCGUAGAGAAUAUAACUGGCGUGGACAUUGCCACACGUUUCGGCGCGGAUGCCGUGGCACAGCAGACGCAAACAGUCAACUUGGCGUACGGCGCCUCGCAAAAGCCGCCAGUGGGCGUGCCACUUGUGCUGCCCAUCAACAGCUAUGUGCCCGAUACGCCAUCGAAUGUGGCGCCGGCUACCGUCGACGUGGCCAAUCGCUUCGGUGGCGCUGCUGAUGCUCCGGCCAAUCCGCCAUUUGCGACAAGCGGUGUCAGUAUUAGACCCACUGCAAGUGUCGCCAGCACUGCACCCGUGGCUAAUGCUCUGCCCAUCGAUGCGCACGGCGAUCAGAACUAUGUGAAUUACUUGAGCCAGCUGCCCGUGGACAAUCAGCCUUUCUGGUUUCUCAACUAUCAGGCCAUCGAGGCGUUGAGAAACAGCACGAGGCCGAAUGUUAGUGCACUCGAGACGCGGGGAUCUUUCUUUGCUGGUUAAAGCUCGGUUUCCAGUCACAAUAACAACAAUACUCAUGGCUAAUUAAUGCACAAGCUCACAUAAUUGUGUAUGUGUGUGUGUGUGAGUACAGAGUGUACAUACGCUUACUCAGCAAUAUUAUCUUGAAAAACCGGAGGAAAUACCAAAAUCGUGGGGAAUGAUUUGUGAUUUUUCAAGCGAUAAGAUUGCGAUUCGACAUUCAAAUAGAGAAAAUUUUAAAUAUAUAUUAUAUUAUUAAAGCAAUAUGCAAAUAAUUAUUGUGUGGGAACUGUAAAGACCCUAUAAGCUAU
Messenger RNA from Drosophila hydei, 1005 nucleotides. RefSeq lists its product as uncharacterized. The record is from RefSeq and is a predicted model, not a curated record. The coding region runs from base 104 to 715 and encodes 203 amino acids. The transcript has a single exon. Lineage: Eukaryota; Metazoa; Arthropoda; Insecta; Diptera; Drosophilidae.